GACUAUAAAAACACAAUCUUGGAAGCUUCGAGUUUUGCUUGAGGAAAAAUCCAUACACACAAAGAAGAAGAAUCUCAUCGCGAAAUCAUCAGCUAUGGGUUGGGUCUGGGUCGACGAUUCAUCGGCAUCUAAAGCCGGCAAAGAUCUCACCGAUCGACCACUCGGAGAUUCCACCGCCGCCGAUAGCAAUUGCUCCACCACCACGGUGGUAAGAUCGCAGUGCAAGACGGAGGAGGUCGAGCCUGGGAAGUUCGUCAGGAAAUGCGAUAAAACCGAGGAGGUUCUCCGCCACUGCCUUGGCAAGCCCUCUGAAGUAAUUCAAUCCAACACAGAACACACAGAAGAGGAUGUGACAGACCAGAUGGUGAAGAGAUCCGCUGCUCUUCCGAAUCUGUUUGAGGAAAAAAAUCCACUAAACUUCCCUGGACUCCGCAGUGAUGUUGACGCCAUUGAACGCCAUUUCUUUAGCGGAAUGAAGAGUUUCUUUGAAGCGGCUGAAGAGAUGACAAGCAGCUUAUUUGAUAUCAUGGGAGACCAUAGUAACCCAAGCAACAGGAGAGGGAUACCCAUUGAAAACCAUCCCAAGGUAGAGGAGCACCGCAGUGACCAUAAUAAUGCCCCUAGACGGCCACACUCAGGAGAGAUUGAUCUCUCGGGCUUGGCCAAGGACGUUUGAGAAAAAAGGUCGUCAGCUUCUUCUUCAUUCAUCUAUCUUUGGCAUGUAUAAUCUUUAAAAUGUAAUGUGUGACUUUCGAAGAAGCUUAGGGGGGGAUUCUGGUCUAAUGUUACUAUGUUAGCGGCUUGCACGUUUUUAUCUAUCAUCAUACUAUAAGUAUUACUUAUCUUGGUGGUUAUGUUUUGUCUUAUUUUUUUAAUCAUACCAACCAAAAUAUAUAACUUUAUCACUU
This is a messenger RNA of Camelina sativa (false flax), 908 nucleotides long. Its product is annotated as fra a 1-associated protein-like. Lineage: Eukaryota; Viridiplantae; Streptophyta; Magnoliopsida; Brassicales; Brassicaceae. The record is from RefSeq and is a predicted model, not a curated record.